UAGGGUUUAAGCUUUUUUUUUCCGAUCUCUCUGAUUCUCAAAGUCUUCUCUUUUCUCUGCUGACGAUCCUAGUUUAGAGAACCCAAAAAGAAAGAUGAGAUCUUUAUUGGUUUUUAGAAAAAUCUCUUCACGGCUUCGUCUUCGUUGCUUGAUAAACACUAAACCCUUUUGUUCACUGUCUCAGUUUCCCAAAGAAUCUGAGAAUCCAAGUCAAGAAGAGCAGAGACUAGUUUACGGAUCCACUCCAGUUAUCACCGAAGCGAGUCUUUCUCCUGCUAAGCUUGAACUGAAGGACGAUGCAUCUGUAAUCGAAGUUCUUCUCAAUCGCAGGAACGACCCAGAAUCUGCUCUUCAGUUCUACAAUUGGGCUAGACCAUGGCGUGGAAGCUUUGAAGAUGGUGACCUCUUCUGGCUACUCAUUCAUAUUCUGGUUAGUUCUCCUGAUACCUACGGACGCGCAAGCGAUUUGCUCAUACGGUACGUUUCCACGAGCAAUCCAACUCCAAUGCCAAGUGUUUCGUUCACUAGUUUGGUGGAUUCCGCGAAAUUAUUUGGCUUUGAAGUCAAUUCACGAGCUUUUAAUUACUUGUUGAAUGCUUAUUCCGAGAAGAGGCGAACGGAUUAUGCGGUUGAUAUACUCAAUCAGAUGUUAGAACUAGGUGUGAUUCCAUUUGUUCCAUAUGUGAAUAGGACCUUGAGUGCUUUAGUUCAAAGGAAUUCGAUAGCUGAAGCUAAGGAACUCUAUAGUAGAAUGGUUGCCGUUGGUGUUGACGGUGAUAAUUGCACAACGCAGUUGUUAAUGCGAGCUAGUUUGAGAGAAGAGAAGCCUGAGGAAGCUUUGGAGGCUUUUAGUAGAGCUAUCGAGAGAGGAGCAGAACCGGAUGAUUUACUGUAUAGUCUUGCUGUUCAGGCUUGUUGCAAGACGCUCAAUUUGGAUAUGGCUAAGAGUUUAUUGAGGGAGAUGAAGGAGAAAACGUUGUGUGUCCCUUCGCAGCAAACGUAUACUUCUGUGAUUGUGGCUUCCGUGAAGCAAGGUAACAUGAAGGAGGCAGUUAGAAUUAAGGAUGAGAUGGUGAGUGAUGGGAUACCGAUGAAUGUAGUUGCUGCAACGAGUCUGAUCACGGGGUACUGCAAGAUCAAUGACUCGUGUAGUGCUUUGGAAUUGUUUCAUCAGAUGGAAAAGGAAGGCCCCUCUCCAAACAUGGUUACGUUUUCGGUUCUGAUAGAGUGGUGUAGUAAGAACGGGGAAAUGGAAAAGGCGGUUGAGUUUUACAAGAAAAUGGAAGGUCUAGGUCUUACUCCUUCUGUCUUUCAUGUCCACGCGAUAAUCCAUGGGUGUUUGAAAGGCCAGAAAGAGGAAGAGGCACUGAAACUCUUUGACGAGUCUUUUGAAACCGGUCUUGCAAAUGUGUUCAUAUGUAACAGUAUAUUAUCUUGGUUAUGCAAGCAAGGUAAGAUAGACAAAGCCACAGAGUUAUUGAGGAAGAUGGAAACUAGAGGUCUUGAACCAGAUGUAGUUUCUUACAAUAACGUGAUGCUUGCCCAUUGCAGAAAAAAAGACAUGGACUUGGCUCGUACUGUUUUUUCGAAUGUGCUGGAAAAGGGUCUAAAGCCGAAUAACUACACGUAUUCCAUUCUGAUUGAUGGAUGUUUCAAGAAUCAUGAUGAAGAGAACGCUUUGGAAAUCAUCAAUCAAAUGACUUCUUCCAGUAAUGAAGUCAACGGGGUCGUAUGCCAAACAAUUAUCAGUGGUUUGUGCAAAGUUGGUCAGACAUCCAAAGCAAGAGAAGUGUUGGCAAAUAUGAUCGAAGAAAAACGGUUUUGUGUUAGUUGCAUGAGUUACAACAGCAUUAUAGAUGGAUUAAUCAAAGAGGGUGAAAUGGAUUCUGCGGUUGCAGCUUACAAGGAGAUGUGUGGCAAUGGUGUUUCUCCAGACGUCGUUACUUAUACCAUCUUGAUGAAUGGGUUAUGCAAAAAUAACAGAAUGGAUCAAGCAUUGGAAAUGAGAGACGAAAUGAAGAACAAAGGUGUUAAACUCGAUAUCACAGCUUAUGGUGCUCUUAUCGAUGGGUUCUGCAAAAAGAGUAACAUGGAAGGCGCAUCUGCUCUUUUCUCUGAACUCACUGAAGAAGGAUUGAGACCAAGCCAACCUGUUUACAACAGCUUGAUAUCUGGAUAUCGUAACCUGGGGAACAUGGCAGCUGCGCUUGAUUUGUACAAGAAAAUGUUGAAAGACGGUGUACGAUGUGAUCUUAGUACAUAUACAACACUGAUUGAUGGAUUGUUGAAAGAAGGAGAUUUGAUCCUCGCCUCUGAUUUGUACACAGAAAUGCAGGCGGUGGGUAUUGUCCCUGAUGAAAUCAUGUACACAGUCAUUGUAAACGGUCUUAGCAAGAAGGGACAGUUUGUGAAAGUGGUUAAGAUGUUUGAGGAGAUGAAGAAGAAUAAUGUGACUCCAAAUGUUCUUAUCUACAACACGGUGAUUGCAGGACAUUACAGAGAAGGAAAUCUCGAUGAGGCUUUUAAACUUCACGAUGAGAUGCUUGACAAGGGUAUUCUACCCGAUGGUGCUACAUUUGAUAUUCUAGUUAGUGGGCAAGUCGGAAAAUUUCAACCUACGCGUGCAGCAAGUUUGUAGUCUGGCGAAACCGUGCCACGUUAUUGACUGAUGAGUUAGAGUUAGCUUUGGCUUUCCGUGAGACCCGUUAGUCUGACAACUUAAGGUGUGCACUAUUUCAAUCUGCACGGUUUUAGUAUGGAUGUUAUUCAUGAAAGAGGGAGACUUUUAAACACUUAAUGUAAAGAAACUAAGAAGAGCCUUCUGUUUUUGUCAGUUUUAUAAAAUACUGACGUAUUCUUUCUUAUACUGAGCAUCUUUAUUUCGUCAUGUAAACGAGGUUGCAGUUUUUUGAAGGUCUUAUGAAGCAUAUCUAAUGUUGGCGAGUGAUGAACCAGUGCACUGACUUGAGUCUUUUAUCAAACUCUUCAUAUGAUUCUCCUAGCAUAUUGUCUGCUCGAGUAAGGCUGCUCGAUGUGAACUGGAACAGGAAAACGCGUAGCCUUCUUCCAGAUUCAAAACCCAGAAAGGAUCAACCUGCAACUGACACAAGUAUAGGAGGAGAUGAGUGAGAAUAAAGACAAUGCUAAGCCUGCGAGGUGUUAGUUAUCUAAACCGUUUAAGUUACAAGAUUCGGAUAGUCUUUCUAUUUGUCUGUCUCUCUCUAGCCUGCUUCUGAGAUCAGCUUUAAAAAUGGUUUUGGGGUUUUCAAUUUAUAGCUUGGUGAUUUAGUCCCCUAUAAGAUUGACCUUGUGGUUCUGGAACUAAAUUGCUCUAUUUUUGAGCAAACCAUAGCAGAUUAAAUUAAUAUCAAAAGCUUGCUUGUACGUGUAUUGCG
Camelina sativa (false flax) is the source of this 3395-nucleotide messenger RNA. NCBI's taxonomy places the organism in Eukaryota, Viridiplantae, Streptophyta, Magnoliopsida, Brassicales, Brassicaceae. The record is from RefSeq and is a predicted model, not a curated record.